AGAGAGAGAGAGAGAGAGAGAGGAGGGAGGUGUAGAGAGAGUCACACACCAUCAGACACCUGUCAGAGCAGGUGGAGACUGAGUAUCGGAACCUGGAGGUUUCACUGAAGGGCUCGUCUUUCAUUCCGGGGACUUUUUUUUCUACAAAGACGUUGUACUUUGAUGUUUCUUGUGAUAUUUGUGUUUUGGAUGUAACUGGACCUCCCUGAGGCCGAUGGCUCCAGGAUCCUCAAACCAUUAGGGCAUUUCAUUGGGAGUGAAAACUGUUCCAGGAAGGAAAAUUUCCAUCUGAGACUGUACCACAGCCUGAAGGAGUUUCUGAGACACCCGACUUCAGACAAGCUGCGUGAUCAUGGCGGAUUUCCCGUCCAAAGUCGCAACUGAGACCAGUUCCCCCAACUCCCAGAACACUCAGCAGGGGGGCAACAGCCUCCGAGGUCUGGCUGCUAACGUCACCACCAAGAUGGACGUGGUCUUUAUCCGAAGCAUCCCAGCCAUCCUCAUGAUCACUGAAAUAGUUAUGGGGCUGCUCCAGUGGGCGUUGAUAGCCAGCACCAACUACACGCAUGUGCCAGCGUACGGUUGGGUGAUGUUUGUGGCCGUCACUCUGUGGAUCCUCACCACCAUCCUCUUCUUCAUGCUGCUGUUUGGUGCCCAGCGGAAACUCAGCGCCGUCCCCUGGCCCCUCACGGUGAUGGCGUAUAACGGCAUCGCCACCGUCAUCUAUCUCUCCGCCUUCCUGGCCAACGCAGCAACUGUCAACAAAUUUUACUAUUUCUAUGGACAUAUUGCAGCCGCCGCUUUCUUCGGUGCUGUGGUGACCCUGGCGUACGCCGCAAGUGCUUUCUUCUCCUACUUGGACUGGAAGGAUGACGGAGGAAACGCUGCCAGCAGCACGGUGCCGACCUAGGACUCGAACCUGCGACGCCGCUCCUGGGAAACAAAAGACUCCAUUAUGUUUUCUUUCCCCUCAGAUACUCUGGAUGUUUGGAAAGUCCUGUGUUGAUACUGGACCUUCAACCCACUGUCACUCGACUGCCACUGUAGACAGAGCUUUACCUCAGCCUAUUCAUUAUUAACUCAAAGAUAAAACCAAAACCAGACAGGAGAUAGCCAUACAUUCAUUUUCAGAUUUCUGCCUCCACAUUAUGAGAACAGGUUGAAUAUCAACACUGGAUUUCCAACAUAAACUGGGGAUAAUGAUGAUGUAGGGUCAGGGUCAGUAAUUCAAAGACAACAAAAUACUUAUAUUUGAAAACAGUGGAUUUGGCAAAACAUUUUGUUGAAAGAAAAUGGGGACAAAUGCUGUGAUUAUAAACUUUGUAUACAACUUUUAUUUUUGCAUUCCAUGUGUAAAAGGGGAAACAUGACGUGUCGUUGAAGAGCUGGUGACAGUGAUUUUUUAAACCUAACCCUAACCCUAACCCUGUACAUGAGUCAAAGUAAGUACUUGCUUUUAAAGUACUUGUUAGGUGAAGCGUAUUCCCUAAUGCAACACUCGUCAACAUCAUUAUGCAAAGCUUGGUUAGUUCUCACUGCAGGAGGCGGGGUUUAAUCUUAUCUGCACAAUGAUUGGAUCAGUUGACGAAUCCCCCAGUAAUUAUUGAUUAUUUUAAAAAACAAUAUUUUCAGUUGGUGGGGUAAAAGUUAACAGUAGCUGAAAAUAAUGACUCAGUCAAAUACAGAUACAUGAAGAAUGUAAUUGUACACUGACAAAGUAAAUGUACUUUGUUACAUCUCAACACUGGCCAGAGACAUAAAAGUCUGAUUUGCAACAUGAAAUACAAAUAGUUUGAGAGGAAGGGAAAUGAUCCAAUGACCCUGGUCAAAAGGACUUCAGCUACAAACUAUAAGUUUAUACUUUACCCCGUGUGCACUCCAAAGAAGAGUUCCUAUCCAUCAAGAAGAAACAUGAAGCAACGUCAACAGUGAAAGCAUAUUUUCUACUUUUUUGUUUACAGAGGAUGUUGUUGUUCUCCUAAAGUGAAAGGACAGUGGAGGCUGAUUAAUGAAGAGGUUAAUUAUUGAAAUAUAUUUGCCAGAAGACAAUAAAAACCAGUCAGUGAUUCAAAUAUGAUUCCACUGGUGAUUCGCUAAGUUGUGGAAAUAGAGUGAAACAUAUUUUUCUGAUUUAUAUCACACACUGCUGACCCUUUUUGUAUGGAGGAUGCGAGUGAAACUGUGUGGACUCGACCUUGCACCUGCUCUAAUAAAGCUCUUAGUGAUUUCA
Messenger RNA from Platichthys flesus (European flounder), 2230 nucleotides. RefSeq names its product plasmolipin (gene pllp). The transcript is spliced from 4 exons. The record is from RefSeq and is a predicted model, not a curated record. Gene Ontology annotation, biological process: myelination. The coding region runs from base 353 to 910 and encodes 185 amino acids. NCBI's taxonomy places the organism in Eukaryota, Metazoa, Chordata, Actinopteri, Pleuronectiformes, Pleuronectidae. Gene Ontology annotation, molecular function: structural constituent of myelin sheath. Gene Ontology annotation, cellular component: membrane.